This is a messenger RNA of Phodopus roborovskii (desert hamster), 2905 nucleotides long. RefSeq names its product MEFV innate immunity regulator, pyrin (gene Mefv). Gene Ontology annotation, molecular function: zinc ion binding. The record is from RefSeq and is a predicted model, not a curated record. Lineage: Eukaryota; Metazoa; Chordata; Mammalia; Rodentia; Cricetidae.
UAUCUUCUCCCAGAAGCCACACAGCUAGCUACAGUCCCGCCUGGCCAGCACCAUGGCUAAGACCCCUGGUGACCAUCUGCUAAACACCCUGGAGGAGCUGCUGCCCUAUGACUUUGAGAAGUUCAAGUUCAAGCUGCAGAAUACUAGCCUGGAGAAGGGUCACUCCCGGAUCCCCCGGGGCCAUCUGCAGAUGGCCAGGCCAGUAAAGCUGGCCAACCUGCUGCUCACCUACUAUGGCGAAAAGUAUGCUGUAAGGCUGACCCUGCAGAUCCUGAGGGCCACAAACCAGCGCCUACUAGCAGAGGAGCUUCGCAAGGCCACAGGCCCAGAACAUUUAACGGAAGAAAAUAGAAUUGGUGGUUCUGUCCAGCCUGGAGAGAAUAAGCCCAAGACUGUAAAAGUAGCAGAUGUCCUGGAAGGUGAUGGGACAAAGCAGAGUGGUGAUGGAUCAGGCAGCCUGCCACCCAGCCAGUCUGAAGUGGACAAGGGGUCCCAGAAGAAGUCUCUUGUCAAGAGGAGAGAUCAGAGGGGCCCUGAGAGCCUGGACUCACAGGCCAAGCCAUGGGCCAGGAACACAGCAUCGCCCAAUAGAAGAAUCCUGGUCAUUACCCAGUGCCCAGUGGACAAGGAGGGCAGGGCAAGUGCCCAGCUCCGAAGGAAUGCCAGCUCUGCGGGGAGGCUGCAGGGAUUCUGCAACAAUGCCCCAGGGAGAAGAGAAUGCAAGAAAGCUGAAGCAUAUUUGCCUUCAGGAAAGAAGCGACCCAAAAGUCUUGAAAUUACCACUUACUCAAGUGAAGGAGAAUCCCCAAAUUCAGCUCUUCUGAGUCCAGAAAAAACAACUAAUGGGAAUCCACACUCAUCCCCUACUCCCAUGACAGUAGCUAUUGUGAAUGAGGGCACUGCUGGAGCUCUAGAAAGGGGCUCAAGGAAUCCAGAACUUUCCAUGGCCCCCAACGAAGAAACAUCUAGGGACAUGCCUUCUAAAACAUCGUUGAUUGGAGAGGGCAAACACACUACAUCCUGGAAGGAAAAUGAAACUGGGAGAUCAGAAGCCCCUGAGAGCUUGGGGAAGAUGACUGGUAGCACAUUCUAUGAGUCCUGCAAUCCAGAAGAGCCUUUGUCACUAUGUGAAAAAUCAGCCAAAACUCCAGAAGACCCAGCAUUCUUAGGAUCGACAGCUUACAAAGGUAACCUCCCCCACCUCUCCAGAACUUCAUUUUGUUCUUAUAUUUAUAUUGCUGGGAUACCUGGUUGCCUCUACAGAUCCCUGUGCAAAUGUGAUGUAGACCUAGAAAAAUGCAUGUUUACACAUCUUGCACAAAGGGUUACAUCAAAUUUCAGAAGGUCACAAGACAAGGCUGCAUGUCCUCUUUGCCACACCCAGGAAGGAGACCUGCAUGGUGGUACCUGUAUGCAAAGUUCCUGCAGCUGUUCCAUUGCUCCUGGGGAUCUCAAGGCCCCAGGCAGAAGCUUACCCAUAUGCUUCCAGUGCCAAAGUUCACUUGCAGGAAAGAGCUGUGGAGACCAGAGCCCCCAGUCCCUACCACAGUGCCCACGUCACAUGAAGCAGGUACAGCUGCUCUUUUGUGAGGACCACAGGGAGCCCAUAUGCCUCAUCUGCAGGCUGAGUCAGGAGCAUCAAGGCCAUCGAGUGCGUCCCAUAGAAGAGGCUGCACUGGAGUAUAAGGAACAAAUCCAGAAGCAGCUGGAGCGUCUGAGGGAGCUGAGGGGAUGUGUGGAGGAACACAGACUGCAGGGAGAUAAGAAGACAGAGAACUUCCUGAAAGAAACAGAAACCCAGCAGCAGAAGGUUUCGUGUCAGCUUGAGAAACUGCACCAAUUCCUGGAGCAGCAAGAGAAACUCUUUGUGACCUGGCUACAGGAGCUAGGCCAGACCAUUGGCAAGGUCCGAGAGACAUAUGACACCAGAGUGUCCCGUGACAUUGCCCUCCUGGAUGAACUGAUCCGAGAACUGGAAGCCAAGCAAGACCAGCCAGAAUGGAAGCUCAUGCAGGACAUUGGAGUCACGUUGCACAGGGCCAAGAUGGUGACUGUCUCUGAGCCAUCAGCCACUCCUCCAGAUGUUAAAGAAAAGAUCCACCUGCUCUACCAGAAAUCAAAGUUUGUGGAGAGGAGUAUGCAGUACUUCUCAGAAACCCUGCGCUCUGAAAUGGAGACAUUCAGUGAUGCAGAUGUAACAAAAUGGACAGAGUGCUGGCCUGACAUACCACAGGCCCAGGGUUUGAUUCCCAAAACUUACCAAAAAUGGGAUGGUGGAAACACACAGGACUAUGACAUAUUAUUUUAUCCAGAAGUGGAAGCUGGAGGAUCUGAGCCUCAGGAAGCUCAAGGCACACAUGAGCUACAAGAGUCCCUUUCUCAGAACAACAAACGAAAACUUAGAUCUCUCCUGAAAUGGAAACCUUCAUUUAUGGGGUGAACCUUGGGAGAAGGCCAUGGAUCCCUCCCCAGAUAGGUGUUCUAUUCUUCCUGCAGUUUCUGGGAUUCUGAUCUAUCAGCUGCUCAGCCCAAACUCAACUUCUCUGACAUGAAGAGUGUGAGAUCUGGAAACAAGUCAUACCUGCUGCCUGACAGUACCCAAGGAUUCUAAAGUCACUUCAUCACUCUGGAUACUCCUAGCUUUGACUCCAGCUGGCAUCACUGGGAGGUAGAGUUUGGAGACAAGAGAAGGCAGGUCCUGGGAGCAUGCAAAGCACUAGCAAACAGAAAUGGAAAUAUAACUCUGCAGAGAAUGGCUACUGGGUGACAGUGAUGACAAAGCAACAGGAAUCCACUUUUCCCCAAACUGUGAAUGAGGAACCCCCAAGCAGGUGGGCAUCUUUCUAGACCACAAAGCUAGAAACAUUCCCUUUUACAACAUGACAGCCAGAUCCCACAUUUCCAU